AUGUCCGACGCGAAUGCUGUCAGAGAGACUGCCGCACGUGCAUCCGCAUACGAAUACGCUCAGCAGAUGUUUCCGCUUGCAUAUGGCCACGCACUUUGGAUGCCCUUCUUUGAAGGCGGUGAAGACGGCCAGUCCACACAGAUCGGCACGAUCGCGGCACUCGGUAUGGAGGGAUUGAGAGUGCUGGAUUCGAGCUACUACGCGCCACCAGAGUGCGGCGACAGUUUACAGAUUACUCGCGAAGAGAUUUCGGAUCAACAGGUGCUUUGGGGUGCAACUAUCGCGGGCGAUAGGGAAGCCAAUUGUGUGAGCUGCGGAGUCUGCCAGUACGAUUUCACGCUGUUGAGCAACACCGGCGGUUUUCUGGUGACGUCAUAUGCGUUGCACGAAUUCGUUCAGCCCGCUGCCAGGUCGUCCAUGUUACCCUGCGCAGUGGAGCGUCUAUUCAGGUAUCGUGAAACUAGAGAGUCCGUUGCCGAUGCCGGGGACGAUUUGAUUUUUAUCACGGGUACCGUGAAGGCUUCCAGAUAUCGAGCCGCACACAUCGUGGCGCGCACCCCAGGUGUGCAAUUGCAUGCGACCUUGACGGUGGCGUUGAGCGACUUUCACGAGUACGAGUGCGAGUACACGGAGAACCAACACAAUACCCAGCAAGAAGGUGGCGCAAGUCCCACACGCGACCGCGAAGAUUACGAAGACGAACGCGCAGACGGUCGGCGCGGCGAAGAACCCGAGCAUGUAACUGCAAGCCGGCAAGACGAACUUGGGGCAGAGACUCCCGUCAUCGAGCGUCGCAGUCAUUACAACGCAUUUCCGACGUCGGAGUCAAGCUCAGUUUCUGCCCCUCAUGAGACCCUCUUCAUCCAUUACUUCAAGAUGAAGACCAGGCGAUCAUGUAGUGCCAAAGGCUCUCCCGCGCAACAUCAUGAUCCUCCCCACAUUCCGCUUCCAUCCGCGCCACUCGAGGACUGCGCCGACGAUGCACGUCUUCAGGUCCAGAAUUUGAUGUCGAGUGCAGAAGAGGCUACUGUGGCGGUCGCCUCGGAUACGGACGUCCUUGCACUAUUCUGGCCGAAAAGGGUACCAGCAGACCUUCCGCAUGACCUGACAAGCAUGCUCGAGCGCCGUCGUCCGUGCAUCGUCGUGGAGGACAUUGCGGGUCACAAAGGUGCACAUCUCCGCUGGGGUCUCGUUAUGAUUGCGUUUAGCUGA
Messenger RNA from Trametes versicolor FP-101664 SS1, 1212 nucleotides. RefSeq lists its product as uncharacterized. The transcript has 7 exons. The record is from RefSeq and is a predicted model, not a curated record. Bases 1 to 1212 code for a protein of 403 amino acids. Lineage: Eukaryota; Fungi; Basidiomycota; Agaricomycetes; Polyporales; Polyporaceae.